AUGGAAUUAAGACUAGAUUGUGAUUGUGGAAAGAAAAAGAGAAAUCUAGAAAAUAUCUGCAUGAAGAAUGAGUUGGACAUGAUGAUGGAGGAGAAGGGUCCCAGGACCGGGGCGGGGCCAGGCGGAGGGCGGGAGGAACGAACCAGAAACCGCCUUUCGCAGAAAGGAGCGCCAGAGCCCGAACCGGCCGCCGUCUCUAGAAAGUUCUCCCCCCGGCGUCCCUCGCGGCCGGCCGGCUCCUCCCAGCCUCCUCCCCCCGCCCCCCUCCGCGGCGGUGGGACCAAUCGCUCCCCGGGCCGCCCAAGACCCGCCUUGUGCCACAUCCCCUGCGAGCCAGAAUACGCCUACGGUUCUGCGGGCCGCGCUCCCGAGGUCCCUCCCCAGGCCACGCUUGUGUUCCAGGUGGAGGGGCGCCGUCGUGGAGGUGGCACCGGAAGGUACUCCAGAAACCAGAUCUUUGACCGCCGGGAGGUCGGCGAGGCCGAGAGUGUGGAUCUGCCUUGUGCGCUGGAGAAAGCCUUUCAGCGCAAGGAAAAAGGAGAACGUUCCAUUGUGUGUCUCAAGCCCAGCUGUGCUUUUGGCAGUGUUGGGAAGGAAAAGUUCCAGAUCCCCCCAAAUGCUGAGCUGAAAUAACUCAAGAGUUUUGGGAAGGCCAAGGAGUCCCAGGAGAUGAGUUCAGAGAAGCUGGAGCAGAGCACCAUAGUGAAGGAGCAGGGCACCGUGGGCUUCCGGGAAGGCAAGUACAAGCAAGCUCUGCUGCGGUACAAGAAGAUUGUGUCCUGGCUGGAAUUUGAGUCGACUUCCUCUAAUGAGGACGCACAGGAGGCACCGGCCCUUCGGCUGGCCUCGCACCUCAGCCGCAUGUGUCAUGUGAAGCGGCAAGCCUUGUCUGCUGCCGCUGAAAAUUGUAACAAGGACCUGGAACCGCACAGCAACCAUGAGAAGGGCCUUUUCCGCCAGGGAGAGGCCCACCUGGCGGUGAACGGCUUUGACUCGUCACGGGCUGACUUCCAGAAGGUCCUGCAGCUCUACCCCAGCCGCAAAGCUGCCAAGGCCCAGCAGCGGAUCCGCAAGGAGCUUGAAUGGGAGAAGAAGCUCUAUGACAACAUAUUUGAGAGGCUAGCUGGGGAGGAGAGCAAGGCCAAGGCCACGGUCACUGCAGGAGACCAGCCCGCUGACACGGAGGUGAAGGACGGGCCGAAGAACCGUGUGGCAGGAGGCCAGCCUCAGGUGGAGGCAGAAUUGUGGCCUUGCCCAGCCCUGCUCCCGGCUGCCUGCCCCCCAGCUCCCUACCCCACAGCUCCCUACCCUACUCCCCCCUGUUGGUUCUGUAAAAACUGA
Molecule: messenger RNA, 1341 nt
Organism: Balaenoptera musculus (blue whale)
Lineage: Eukaryota; Metazoa; Chordata; Mammalia; Artiodactyla; Balaenopteridae
Product: peptidyl-prolyl cis-trans isomerase FKBP4-like
Molecular function (GO): protein binding; peptidyl-prolyl cis-trans isomerase activity
Source: RefSeq, a predicted model, not a curated record